Messenger RNA from Amoebophrya sp. A120, 245 nucleotides. NCBI's taxonomy places the organism in Eukaryota, Dinophyceae, Syndiniales, Amoebophryaceae. The record is from the annotation of a GenBank genome assembly.
CUCGGGCGGCGGUGGCUCAUUUGCAGGAAUUUUUACCCGAAAGCGACACCCUUGGCGGCCUGCAUGUCACAACCAUCGGCGCGGAUGGUGGGGAAACAGCGGCCGCGGCCUACCUGAUUCAACUUCUGGCAGAUAUCCUGGAGCGCCGCUUCACGCCUCUCUCCGCCGGCCGCAGGCAUCUGCCUCGUGGUGUUGAACUCCGGAUGGGAAUCCGCGCUCAGUGUGAGACGAUGCACCAAGUGGCG